AUAUAUUUCUUGUUUUGAUCAUCGCGAUUGUGAGUUUUCUCGUGCAUUUUCCGGCUAAAACUUUAUUAUUUCGCACAUGUGAUGGAUUCUACCGAUAUUUUCAAGAAGUUAACAUGUGGCGCUUCGUUCAAAAAAAGCAAUUUCACACUGCAAAAGCAGAAAACCACCUCAUGGAAAAUCAAGGAUGAAAUUAAGUCCGAACCAGUCAAUCUCUAUGCGGAUCACGAGAGAAUGCAGGAUUGGCUCAUAUCUACAAACACGGACGAGGAGGUGAAGUCAGAGCCCGAAGAGGAGCUCAACAUUCUGGACAACAUGAAGCAAUCCGUGCCGCAGAAGAGGAAAAAGUCCCGCGAACUCUCGAAGAAGGUGAAGAACCAAAUGGCCAUCGAGGCGGUGAAUUACCUGAGGAAUAAGCACAAGAUCAGCGUGAAUGGAUCGGGAAUUCCUCCGCCCGUUGACACAUUCGACGAGAUGGCUGAAAAGUACAGCCUCAGGAUGAAUAUCACCAACAACCUGACCAUCUGUGGCUACACAGAUCCCACGCCCAUCCAGAUGCAAGCCAUGCCGGUGAUGCUCUCCAAGAAGCUCUCUCUGUUGGCGUGCGCGCCCACGGGAUCGGGGAAAACGGCGGCAUUCCUCGUGCCGAUCAUCAGAGAUCUGGAAGUGCCGAAGAAAGAGGGAUUCCGGGCACUGAUUGUCUGUCCGACGCGCGAAUUGGCUCGUCAGAUCCUCAGAGAGUGCUCCAGACUGUGCGAAGGCAUCAACUUCAAGCUCCACUUGAUAACAAAGACGCAAAAGCCCGAGGAGAACUACUCGCCGGAGAAGACGAAGAGAUUCGACAUUCUCAUCAGCACGCCGAACAGGAUUUGCUUCCUGCUGCAGGAGAAUCUGCUGGAUCUGGCGGGAGUGCAGUGGCUGGUGAUCGAUGAGGCGGACAAGUUGUUUGAGGAGGGCAAGAAUAGCUUCCGGAAGCAGCUGGAUCAGAUCGUGACGGCGUGUUCGCAUCCUCAGCGACGGAUUGCCCUCUUCAGCGCCACGCACACUCUCACCGUGGGUAAGUGGACGAAGCGCAACCUGAAGCACCUGGUGAAGGUCACCGUGGGUGUGCGCAACUCCGCCACGGACUCUGUGGAGCAGAAACUGCUGUUCGUCGGCUCGGAAGCUGGGAAACUCCUCGCCGUGCGGGAUCUGGUGAAGGAAGGCCUGCAGCCGCCGGUGCUGGUGUUUGUCCAGAGCAAGGAGCGUGCCCAGCAACUCCUCUCCGAGCUCCUCUACGACGGCAUCAACGUGGACGCCAUCCAUGCGGAUCGCAGCCAGAAUGAACGCGACGCCGUUGUGCGCGGCUUCCGCGAGGGGAAGAUCUGGGUGCUGAUCUGCACGGAGCUCAUGAGUCGCGGCAUUGACUUCAAGGGCGUGAAUCUGGUCAUCAACUACGACUUCCCACCCUCGUCCAUCUCCUACGUGCACCGCAUCGGCCGCGCCGGCAGAGCAGGAAGGCGCGGACAGGCGGUGACCUUCUUCACGGCCGACGACGUGGUGAAUCUGCGCAGCAUCGCUCAGAUCAUUCGCAACUCCGGCGGCACUGUUCCCGAAUACAUGCUGGCGCUGAAGCGGCGCUCGCGCAAGGUUCGCCGGAAGCUGAUGAACAGCGCCCCAAAGCGCGAGGACAUCACGACACUGCCCAAGUUCAUGCGCAGGAAAGCGGGAAGAGUGCGAAAGAAUAGAUCGGUGGUGAAAAAACUGAACAGUCUUCUUGCGUUAAUCAAUCCUCCCAAUUAG
Phlebotomus argentipes is the source of this 1779-nucleotide messenger RNA. It is a transcript of the gene ais, whose product is annotated as DEAD box protein 52 homolog. Gene Ontology annotation, biological process: maturation of SSU-rRNA. Gene Ontology annotation, cellular component: 90S preribosome. Lineage: Eukaryota; Metazoa; Arthropoda; Insecta; Diptera; Psychodidae. The record is from RefSeq and is a predicted model, not a curated record. Gene Ontology annotation, molecular function: ATP binding; RNA helicase activity; nucleic acid binding.